AUGGAUUCUCCGGUUCCAUUUGAAGGCUUCGUAUUGACCGAGAAGAAUAUUGAUUCUGUUUCCUUCACUGUCUGGUCCUUCAGAGAUAUAAAAGCUGCCAACAUCUUGCUAGACGUCGAUUUCAACACUAAGCUUGGCGACUUUGGAGUAUCUAAGCUCGUCAACCCCCGAUUCAUGACUCAAACGACCGAUGUGGUGGGGACAGACGGUUAUUUGGCACCAAAAUAUCUCAAUGGACGGAAGGCUACUGGAGAGUCUGACAUAUUCAGCUUUGGGGUCGUGGUUCUAGAAAUCGCUUGCGGUAAGAGGACCUAUCAGGAUGAAGAAAUUCAUGUCCCACUGCACAAGUGGGUCUGGCAGCUUUACCUUGCUGGAAAUAUGCUUGAAGCAGCGGACGAGAAGAUGGGUUCGAGCUUUGAUAGGAAGGAAAUGGAAUGCUUGAUGAUGGUGGGACUAUGGUGCGUGCAUCCAGAUCCCAGGAGAAGGCCGAAAGCAGGAGAAGUUAUCAGGUUUCUCCAGCUAGAAGUCCCUGUGCCCGAGCUUCCACUCGCCACAUUCGAGGCUCCAACUUUAUAUCAGCCAUCACCGCUAAGGAUAGGAUCUUCUUUAUCUUCUUCUUCAAUUCAAGCAUCUGUUCCCGAUGAGCAAGAUGGACCAUGGCUCCCCAAGCCACACGGCAACACGUUGAUUUUUGGGAUGGAGGAGGACAAACAUGGGAGUCAGUGA
Molecule: messenger RNA, 726 nt
Organism: Eucalyptus grandis
Lineage: Eukaryota; Viridiplantae; Streptophyta; Magnoliopsida; Myrtales; Myrtaceae
Product: L-type lectin-domain containing receptor kinase IX.1
Exons: 2
Coding region: 1-726 (241 amino acids)
Biological process (GO): protein phosphorylation
Cellular component (GO): plasma membrane
Molecular function (GO): ATP binding; protein kinase activity
Source: RefSeq, a predicted model, not a curated record